AUGGAUCCACCGGAGAGUGCAGAUCCCGCCAACCCGUUCUCUCCGGGCGCCGAUUCUACAGAAGAAGAGGGGCCUCAUGAGAUUCUCGUGCAUGGCCUUAAGGCAAAGUUCUUUUUGAACCAACCUGUCACAGAUCUGCUACCAGAUCGCUACCUGGAGAAGGCCGAAAAUUCGCCAGUCAAAACGAAGCCCUGGGUCUUCCGCAACGACGUGAAAUACGCUCGCGACGUCAGUCUCAAGGAAUGGUCCAAGACUAACAGCCGAUAUCGAGCCGUCUUCAAGACCCUCCGCCGUGUCCCCAAAUUCGAGACGAGCCUCUGGGAGGGAGGAUGUGAGGACUGCCAGGAUGAACUGUCGCAAAACCGGAGUCAUACACAGGCGCAGGUGGUCUUCGCCCUACUAUCCGAGAUCGGGGAAAUGCUGGAGCUGAAAAGAUUGACGGCGGAUGGGAAAAGGUCUUUCUUCUUGAUGUCAGUUGCGCAUUUCCGUCAUGAGGAGGUAUUGCCGCGGUUGAUGGUCUACCAGCUUGAAUAUUGGACGGGAUACCGCGAGAAGCACAGAGAUGCACCAGAUGUCGAUGGAAUUGUCUCCCUCGACUUCGAGCCUGGGAAUAACCGUGUGAUCCCGAUUCUGCCCAUCUCGGUGACAAACUACGCAGAGCCUCUCGAAGAUAACCUCGCCGAUAAGUUCAAGCUCAUCCUCGGCCAACUCCUUCAACACGUUAGGCCCCUCCCCGUGCCUGGCGACAAGGUCCCUGACCAAGAAAUCUUCCUCAUCGGCCAGCACGGCUCAAAGCUCCACAUUAUGCGCACCUUCUUCCCGGGCCAUAAAGUGUCCAGCCUCUGGUGUCGCAGCGAACUACCUUACACCGCAUCCGCCGUCCCCCCAAUGCUAACCCCAAGCCCCCCAACCCCCUCGCCAUCCUCACCAGAAGGAACCAGUACCCACAUCGAGCAUAUUGAAGUCAACGAAGCCGCCCGAUCUCGCAGCAACAGCAACCGAUUCUAUGCAGCGGAGAACAUUGAGCGCGUGCAGCGACACCUUGACGCCGCCAAGCUGAACAUGCUUGACCACGAGCUAGAUACCCGUACAUUCCGAGUCCUCUGCACACGCGAGUACGAUCUCUGGCACGAAGACGACUUUGCCGCUGCUGUAAAAGCCCUCGUUGCUUUGCACAUGUACCUCCUCAGCGGCUCCGCGCAGUGCGGUGCCCUCCAAGCGGUCUUCAACAAGCCCCCGUACCCGCCCGAAAAUCCAGAAGCCGAGAACUGGGAAAACGGGAGGUUCGCCGACGAAAUUCGGCGAAUUUUGGAGGAUUGGUCGCGGGAGGACCGCGACGUGAGGAAUAGUCGGCAGGAAGAGUGGGCGCUCCUGCGUCAGUUCGAGCUCAUGCAGGAGUUGACUGCUGGGCGGAGGAAGUGUAUGCAGGUUAUGAGACGGUCGUGGUGGGAUUUUGUUUGGGAUGAUUUGGAGGGGGAGAGGUUGGAGAGGAUUGAGGGGGUGGAAGUUUCUGACGAAGGUGAAGGGGAUGAAAAUGAGGAGGGAGUACAAAAGGAGGACGAGGUAGAGGGUGGAGAGCAUGGUGAAGAGAUGGAUGAGUCUUAA
Messenger RNA from Penicillium subrubescens, 1605 nucleotides. RefSeq lists its product as uncharacterized. The transcript is spliced from 4 exons. The coding region runs from base 1 to 1605 and encodes 534 amino acids. NCBI's taxonomy places the organism in Eukaryota, Fungi, Ascomycota, Eurotiomycetes, Eurotiales, Aspergillaceae. The record is from RefSeq and is a predicted model, not a curated record.